Molecule: messenger RNA, 1128 nt
Organism: Habropoda laboriosa
Lineage: Eukaryota; Metazoa; Arthropoda; Insecta; Hymenoptera; Apidae
Product: protein Wnt-11b-like
Exons: 5
Coding region: 1-1128 (375 amino acids)
Biological process (GO): canonical Wnt signaling pathway; multicellular organism development; neuron differentiation
Cellular component (GO): extracellular region
Molecular function (GO): cytokine activity; frizzled binding
Source: RefSeq, a predicted model, not a curated record
AUGGUGGUAACGAAGAGAAGCGGUGCUAAAGCUUGGCUCCUCUUCUUCCUAUUGCUGAUCCAAGGUGGCAAGUGCAUCAAGUGGCUGGCUCUCGGCCGUACUGGAGAUGGCUACACGUGGACGAGGGAGGCCUGUGCCAGCGCGAAAAGCUCCGGGCUUUUGGAGAGAAAGCAGGCAAGGGCGUGCAGAGCUACGCCUGACGUGAUGGCCAGCUUGGUGCAAGCGGCUAGGGAUACCUCGACGGUAUGCCAGCAAGCAUUUCGACAUCGUAGGUGGAAUUGCAGCAGCAUCGAGCGUGCGCCAGAUUAUACGCCUGAAUUACUUACCGGAACCAGGGAACAAGCGUUUGUGUACGCGAUGUCAGCUGCAGCUGCAGUUUGGAGGCUGGCAAGAGGAUGUGCACUAGGCAGUCUCGCAGCCUGUUCCUGCGCCACACCACCACGAAGAGAACCACCGUCACCAUCUGCCUUGAUUUCACCUUCUUCCUUCACCGCGACGUCCGUUUCUUUCGGUACACUGUCCGCCAGGAACUCGUUCAAAUGGGGAGGCUGCGGCGACGAUGUUCGAUCAGCGUCUCGGAUGGCCAAGAGGUUUCUUCAGGGCUCCACGCCUCCUGGUACAGGCGCAACCGCCAAGUUCAUGCACGCUGUUAACAUGCACAACAACCGGGCUGGUCGAAGGGCAGUGGAACAAUCGUUAACCCUGGAAUGCAAAUGUCACGGAGUGUCCGGAUCGUGCAGUGUGCGCACCUGUUGGAGAGGACUCGGUUCUUCAGGACCAGCGGCGGCAGGAAGUCGUUUGCUUCGAAGAUACACAAGCGCAGCGGAAGUUCGACCGAGAUCAGGAGGAAGGCUGCCACCCUUGUAUCAUCACGACAACCUGUUGUACACCACCAAAAGCCCGGACUAUUGUCUCGCGGACAAAAAGAGGGGAAGCCUUGGAACUGUUGGCAGGCAAUGCAACGGCAGCAGUACCGGGUACGAGGGCUGCGAGUAUCUCUGCUGCGGUCGCGGCCACGUGACGAAAACUGAAGAGAUAUUGGAAAGAUGCGACUGCAAGUACAUCAGCUGCUGUUACGUGAAGUGCAAGACGUGCAGGAAAAUCGUGAAGACCUACGAGUGCAAAUGA